This is a messenger RNA of Aphanomyces astaci, 1754 nucleotides long. RefSeq lists its product as hypothetical. Lineage: Eukaryota; Oomycota; Saprolegniomycetes; Saprolegniales; Verrucalvaceae. Bases 62 to 1702 code for a protein of 546 amino acids. The transcript is spliced from 2 exons. Gene Ontology annotation, molecular function: protein binding. The record is from RefSeq and is a predicted model, not a curated record.
CUUUUGCUCAACAGGUCGUUGUCUUUCAGGCCAGCAGCAGCAUCCAAGCGGGCCGACCGCGAUGCUGCCUGCCUUGACGACAAAACCAAAGCAACCGAUUAAGCAGAUCCGAGGGCUCACGAACGACAGCAUCGAUUCGUAUGCCAACACGCCCGGCGGCGGCAGUACUAGCACCAACGCCGUGACCACCACGUACAACGAUCUCACAGAGACCAGUUCCACGACCACCACUGGCGGGAAAAAGCAAAAGUCCAAGGAGAACGACGACACCACGCCCGACGACGGAGACGGCAGUACAGUGAGCGUCGUGGCAAGGGCAUUACGAGACCGCAAGCCCAAGUCGGACGAAGAGCUGACGCUCAAGACGGGCGAUGUCCUCAAUGUAUACUCGACCAAGAAGACGGGGUAUCUCAAGUGCGAAUGCAACGGCAAGACGGGGUACGUGCCAGCGUCGUACGUUGAGUUUCUGGAUAAGGACACCACGGGGGAAGCGACGUCGUCGCCGCGAAAAGCGGGCAAGAAGAAGAAGUCCAAGAAGAAAAAGGGCAAAAGACACAGUGGAUCGUCCGACGACGACGACGACCCGGAUGUGACCGACGACGAGGAAGUCACGAGUCGGAAGAAACACCGCGACAAACCAAAGAAGCAGGACGAGGGCGACAUGAGCGAUGACAAAGGCGGCGGUGACGACAACGGUGACGACACGGGAAAGAAGGCGAAAAAGAAGCACCAUUCGGCCCACAAGUCGUCGAGGCAACGACGCAAGAAGCGGCACAGCAGUGACUCGAACAGCAGUGACGACGACACCAAGUCGGCACGUCGCAGGCACCGCCGUCGUCACCGAUCGUCACGACGCCGUCGAGGGGGUCAUGACGAUGACGACGAAGACUCGGACAGCCCCCGCAGCUCCGACGAUGACUCGGAGGAGGAUCGACGUCGACGUCGGCGGGCGGCUAAGAAGAAAAACGACGGGGGCAGCGACGACGACGACAGUGAUCGGGGAGGAGGGGGGAGCCCCAAAAAGAAGGUCUCCAAGGAAGGGGGAGGAGGGGCAAACAAGGGGGAGUCGUCGGAUCGACCGCAGGACAAAUCAGCCAAGGCCACAGCAUCCGCUGCAAUUGCCAAGAAGGAAUCUACCGACGACGACAACGAUACCGAACGUGGCCAGUCUCAAGGAGGGGGGGGAAGUGCGGCGACGGCAGCCGCAUCAUCGACGAAAGAUGCCAAGCAGGAGCAGCCCCCUUCGUCCGCGCGGCGUAAGGACAACGAAGUACGCGAGGAAAGCAGCACAAAAAACCUCACCACCACCGCGUCUGCCAGCAGUUCAAACGCCCCCAAGAGCACGAUCGGCAAGAUGCAGGACAAGAUGCGAUCCAUGUUGGGGAAAAAGGGAGAUGGCACGACGUCGACGAAGAAGUCGACACGGGCCAAGACACAAAGCAACGGCAUCUUGAACGCGUGUUCAGGCACGGUACAGGGCGAAGAAGGGUGGUACGAGCAUGGAGAGUGCGAGCGCUACUACUUUGUGCUGCUCGAGGGCAAGUGGAGUUUGCUGUACGGACCCAUGACAGACGACGACUUUGAACUGUUUUGCAGCAAGGUCGUCGAAUACGAUUUAAUGAUCGAACUGCCCGCGACGCAUUUGCACAAGAGCGGAUACUAUUUGGACAAAGACUUCAAAGUGCGGCACAUCAAGCCCUGACUGCAAUAUGCACUAUUAAUCCUAGUUAUUAUACACUAUCACGUUGUGUGCU